Carassius carassius (crucian carp) is the source of this 1577-nucleotide messenger RNA. RefSeq lists its product as uncharacterized. The record is from RefSeq and is a predicted model, not a curated record. NCBI's taxonomy places the organism in Eukaryota, Metazoa, Chordata, Actinopteri, Cypriniformes, Cyprinidae. The transcript is spliced from 2 exons. The coding region runs from base 115 to 1212 and encodes 365 amino acids.
UUUCAACCUGAGGUAAGUCUAGAUUUGAUAUGUAAGGGACAGUGUGUCCAGUUAUCUGAGACUACUACUAAACCACCACUACAUGACUCUCAGUCUGGGGAAAGUCCAGAUUUAAUGCUCAAACCUUCAAAAGUGAAUGCUACCCCACAGGUGUUAACAGACAAUCAAUUUAGGAGCUCAACACUGCAAGAUAAAGCAGAUGUAACUCCUGUAAUUCCAGAGAAGACCAAGGUAACAAAGUUCAUUGAGUUCCCUAAGAGUGAAGAACUGCAAAACCCAUCAACUGAUUUAGAUUCUGGAUCAAAUCAUCCACUCAACCUAAAAUCCGAAGAGCAUGUGAAUGAGCAUUUAAAACUGCAGAGUGAUCAAGUCAGUCCAGCCGUGUUAAAGAGGAAAUCCGAGGACCACAAUCUUCAAGAGAAAGUACCAGAACAGUUUGAAACCAUUGAGCUGUUGAUAUUAGAGGAUUCAGACUCUCAGGAGACAGAGCUGAACAAUUCUGAACCUAUAGGACCAAGAGCUGCACUGAGAAAUCAAACAAAAAUGAGCAAAACUGAGCCUAUAGAACCAAAGACUAUAAAUUGUAGAAAAUCUACGGAGAAUAAGCUUGGUCAUGAUGUUUACAGUAGGCAUAGAAAGAAAACGUGUCACCCGACAGCUCUGAUUGAUGAGAAACAAGAAGGGGAACAUAUUUGUUCAAAUCAGAUGAACAAGAACCUGCCAGAGGCCAAACCCAAGCUGGAGUGUCUGGUUAGGAAGCAACCACAUCGACCAACAUCCAGAAUUCCUAUUCAAGCAAGGGGAGGGUUAACUAAGUUACCCAUCAGCAAAGCUGACACUAGCAAUCGUUCAUUUGGGCUUCAAGCUCCUAAAGCUGGCAUGCAUAGACACCCAUUUGGAAAACUACUGGGGCAGAAUAAGCCUAGCAUUACAUCAUCUCCAUCUCCUGAAAAAUUGUCCCCAGGAGGAGUUGCUCCAGUUAGGUCAACACAAAGACCCCCUUGCACAGUCCCUGCACCAAAUGGUUCCUCUUCUCCCUCAAAACUGCCACAGGUCCAGCUGAUUGCACCUAAGAUCGGGCAGUCAGACCAGCCAAAUGUUUCCAGGAAACGCUCUGCAUCCUUAACAAAGUAUAGUUGCUCUUCUCCUGGAAUUUCCUGUCCAGCACAAGUAAGGAAGCAGGUGACUAAAGGGUCUACACCAAACAAGUAGAAUAAGGCACCAAAUUCGUUGCAUACUAGUUUCAUGAAUGUAAUAAUGUGCAAUAAAAAAAAUGCUUAAAGGCCACUGGGUUAUUUUAGUAUUUUUAUGGAACUUUUAUUGAACCAUGUGAGUUGAACUCAUAUAAAACUGCUUUAUUUAUGCUAUUUAGUCAGCAGAAAGUUAAAACAGGAUUAACAUAGGAUUUUUCCAAUACAAAUAAGUUUUUCUAAUUGAUGAAUGUGUUAUGUAAAUUUCAGGCACAGACUUUUAGAUAAAGCUUUAUGAUUGUCCUUAAAGCUAUUAAUAUGUAAAUCAUUUAUUUAUUUCUAUUCAGCUCGAUGUAAAUGAUCAAAUACUGCUCUUAUUAAAUCAUC